Penaeus monodon (black tiger shrimp) is the source of this 1773-nucleotide messenger RNA. RefSeq lists its product as uncharacterized. The record is from RefSeq and is a predicted model, not a curated record. Lineage: Eukaryota; Metazoa; Arthropoda; Malacostraca; Decapoda; Penaeidae.
UCCCUCGGGCACCUCCCUACCCACCCGGGAGUGUGUCACGGUGUGCCAGUGAGAUUGUACUGCGUGUCGGGAAAUUGAUAAGAAAAACUUCGUUUGACAGACCUUAAAACUUCCAUUUCGAAGGCCGACCAUUCGACGAGAUCGUCUGACGCAUUGGCGUGUUUGCUGACCAACUUCUGACGGCUGCAAGGCGACGGAGAGUGACAUGUCAGCAUCGGAGGCGACAGGGAACCCUCAAGGGGUGCAAUAUGUCUUGGACAUUCUUCAUAAAAGGCAAAGAGACUUGGAAUCUCAAAACUGGAUCGCAGCCGAGGUAGGCCGGCACCUUCAGCACCGCCUUCAGGAGAGCCACCCCUUCCUGCGCGAGGCCGAGUGGCAGCUCGUGGGCAGCGCCUCCGAGCACCUCAGUGUGUCCGAGGCUGACGACAUGGACCUCAUCUUCACUCUUGGACCUCCGUACACGCCGCAGUUCUUCUCGGCUGUGUACAUGGGCUCUGGACAGUACCAGUUAAAGUGGAACAAAUGCUUUUGGAAUGGCCACCGUCCUCCACACCUGACUUCUAAUAACUACCUUGUAGUCACUUCCCUAAGGAAACAGGCAUAUGACUGCAUAAAUUCAGUUCUGAAGAAUGCCCAUAUCUCAAGAAUGAAGGUAAUAAAGGUGAUGUUGUGGAAACAGGCAGUACGUGUGGUGCUGAGAAAUGCAUCAACCACAAAAAAACAUGUUGUAGAUGUCAUAUUACAAAUAGGAGGGAGCCAGUGGAACAAUAUGCAAGGAUUGACGAAAUGGGGGAAUCUACCUCCGCAGUUACAAGAUGUGAUCACUUCUUUGGAAACAACAGGCCAACCAUCAGUCUCCUUUGGCCUUCAUGGCCCAGCGGGGACUUCUAGCCUUACUGUUACUACCAGUUAUUCUGCUCUUGAAAGAGAGUUUUUCUUGGAGCAUGACAAUGUUCGAGAUGCUGUACUGUUAGCCAAAAUUAUUAUCUCAGGCCAUAACUGGAAGAACAAAUUUGGACUCAAGAGCGCCCAUGUCAAGAGAAUUGCCAUGAAGCACUUCAUGGUCCUCAGACACUGUUUACCAUGGCCUGCAAUGAAGCUGUUACUGCAGGUGAUGGUAGACCAGCUUCAGAGAGGUGGUUUAGAGGGCUACCCAGACUUGGAAUCAGACCUCUUCUGGCAGAAGACUGAAGAACAAUGCCAAUAUAUAGCUAAAGUUGUGCAAAAUGUUAUGCUUACACUUGUUCCAAAUUACCUGGCCAAUUACUUGUAAUUUUUCAUACAUAAAAAGUGCUUAGGCUGUGAGAAGACUCCAUAUUUUACAGUUAAUAGAAAAAAAAAGUUGAGUUUAUUGUUUAGUAAUUGAAAAUAUGGAAUAUCUAGUUGUUCAGGAUUUAAUAAACUUUGCAAUUGUUGCAGAUGCUUUGUUUUCAAUAAUUUAAGGGAAUAUGCUUCUUCUCUGUUAGUAUUUGAAAGGUUAAUUCUAAAUCAUCAUAGUUGUCCCAUAAACUAUAUAAUCAUUUCAUCAUUCUAUAAGAGUGCUAAAUUCCUGUACUCAUCUCAGAAGUGGGUAAAAGGUCAAGUCAAGCAUCUUUGUGCCACAAAACACUAGGUGUUGCAUCCAGAAUAAUAUGCUGAAGUCAAGAGUUAUCCUAAAUAUAAUUUUGUGUAAUGCAGAAUUUUGUGUUUUUUUAUUAAUAAUACAUGAUUAGAGCAUCAGUUCCCUGAAAAUAAAAGAAAUUUAAUUUUUCAAUAAAAUAUUAUCUUCUGAUA